AUGGCUCGUCGUCAGGAUCAUCUGGCUGAACUUGACCGCGAUACAACCACGGCGAAGACGCCGCGAACCGCCGGGCAGGCCUUGUAUCAAGUUGAACGACAAUUUAUGGCCGGGAAAGAGGUGCAGGCCCUGGACCAGUGGGAGGACAAUUAUCGUAAUUUCGCAACCAGGCCCGAGUAUCUCGACGCAGGCGCCAGGCUACACGCCCUCGCCGGACAUGCAGAUCGCGCAAGAGAGAUCAUGGAUCACUUGUUCGAACUGUCUCCAAGCUGGGAUCUCUCCAUCAGUAUGGCAGUCUUCCGCGCCCACACCAGUUCAGAUCUGAAACAGCACCACAAAACGGCAAAAGAUAUUUACCUCAACAUGAAAAACAGACUUGGUACAGACGCAACUAUCGAGACAUACGACGCUUUCUUAAUAGGCUUUCUGGAAGCACGGUCUCUCUCGUCUGCAAAAGAAGUCUUUCGAGACAUGGUUCGAGGCGGCUACCUUGGACCGGAAUCUCCUCCACAUAAUGUUCUUCGAAGGCUUCACCUGUUGUACACACUAGGUACAGAUAUCUCAAGCAUGACCAGUAUUGCACUCGAUGCCAUCACAGUCUUGCCGGAAGCGUAUCACAGUCACGUUUUCGGUGAUUGGUUGAAGACUGCAGUCACAGAGAAAGCACCUCAGGCAGCUGCCCAGAUCCUCGACUUGAUGAUUCAGCGAGGCUACGAGCCCGAGGCAUUUCAUUUUAACAUGCUGCUGAGAGUGCUUUUCAGGACUAAAGAACCUGCGGACACAUUGAAGGCAGAGAAUCUUGGCUGGAAAAUGAUCGAGGAAGCAAGGCUAUCAAUGCGCAAAGACCGACCCGUACCACAAGCUCGCACAAAGGACAUCAACAGAAGGCUGAAAGGCGUCAGCGUGUUGGAUGCAAAGACUACAAUAGCAGUGCCCGCAGCGAGCGUAUCGACCUUCGCUUUGGUUAUGCGCCAUCACGCUCGGAAUCUGCAGUGGGAACACGUCGACUAUCUUACCAGGCAAUUGAAGCUGGCCAAUAUUGAGCCCAACACCACAAUCAUGAACGUCCUCAUCGACAACAAAUGUCGACAAGCAAAGUUCCCUGAGGCAUGGCAGAUCUACAAAUCUCUCACUGACAAUGCGGAGGCGGCUACGGUCGUAUUUCCCGACGGCGAAAGUAUUCGUUGUCUAUGGAAGACGCUUCGCAUUGCCCUUGCCCAUCCUGCCGCUCGCGACAGCUCUGACCUUCCGACACCACGCGAACUGCUUCGCGAGACGAUUCAGUGGUGGACCUUGUGUCGCAGUCGAUACGAUGCCGACCGCUUCCUCCAGGGCUUGGCUGCAGAGGACCACGGUGCCAUCACAGCGCUAGUCUUGCAUUGCUUCAGUUUCGCACAAGAUCUGGCUGGUUCACUCGUUGCUUUGCAUGUCCUUCGCCAUACAUUUGGCUUUCGUCCUACAGAGAAGGCUGCCGAGAUUUUGCAACGGCAGAUUGCAUGGGUGGACAUGCGUGAAGAGACUGAGUCGGUGCGCAUGCAAUAUGGUUUCAGCGAGAAUAAUGCGAAGAACUUCGAAAGGGCGGCCCGCACAUACCGUCAGUUGAAAGAACGCAGGACCAAAGACCUGAACAUCUCCACGGAUACACUUGGAAACUACAGUGAAGAGGAUAUGGGCGACCUGGAACUCAAUAUACUCAGCGAGUUCAUCAGGACCGCCCUGAUCGCGAACUACCCACCAGAAGUUGCCGAAUCCAUGGUAGAUGCAGCACGAAACGCUGUUGGAGCUCCGGACCUUCCAACCGGCGAUAUGCUCGCCUCUCAGAUCAUCUGA
Messenger RNA from Ascochyta rabiei, 1830 nucleotides. RefSeq lists its product as uncharacterized. Gene Ontology annotation, molecular function: protein binding. Lineage: Eukaryota; Fungi; Ascomycota; Dothideomycetes; Pleosporales; Didymellaceae. The coding region runs from base 1 to 1830 and encodes 609 amino acids. The record is from RefSeq and is a predicted model, not a curated record. The transcript has a single exon.